Messenger RNA from Adineta steineri, 693 nucleotides. NCBI's taxonomy places the organism in Eukaryota, Metazoa, Rotifera, Eurotatoria, Adinetida, Adinetidae. The record is from the annotation of a GenBank genome assembly.
AUGCUUUUUACUGUCAAUAGUUUACCUACAUUAAGAGUUGAAGCACAUAGUAAUGUGAUUAAUCCUAUUGAAAUUAUCAAUCAAAUGUGCAUAUCAAUGCAAUCAUUUAUUAGUUCUUCACCAGAUUUUCGAAUAUUAACUCUUAGUGAACAAAUUUCAUUGUUCGAACGAAAUUUACAUUGUGUUAUUGCCUUUUAUUCAACUCUGUUUUUUCGUCAUACAGGUAUUCUUCGUAUUCCUGAAUAUCUCAAUGCAUUUAUAACAAUAUAUGGAUCAGAUAUAAUGUUAUCUCUAAGACAGGCUAUUGAUGAGUUAGAUCCUGAUCCAACACUGAUUAAAAUCAUACUUAUUAUUUUAGCUUUUUCAUCGAAUUGUCUUAUUGUUAAUACAAAUAAAACAAUGGAACGUGAUAGUUUAUUAGAUGGCACAUUUCGUCUAUUAGGAAGUCAGAAUGUUUAUGUAGAACUUUUAUGGAAAUAUUUGAUUUCGAAAUAUGGUUAUGAUAAAUCAAUACUUCGUUUCAUUCGACUCAUACAGAUCAUCUUAUGUGUAAUAAAAAAAUUAGCAAUUGUUCAUACCAAUAAUGCAACUCAUCGAACAAUAUUUGAUGAUAUUGCUGACAGAACAAAACAAACUCUUGCUAAUAACGAAAAUGAUCGAACUCUUUUAUGGGGGAAAGGCUCUACUGGUUAA